AAUUGUAUGCAGCAAAUUUUAGCAGCAAAUUUUAACAAAAUUGGCAUCUUGGCCUAAUCUGUAAAUUUUAUUUUUUGUGUAUGGCAUUUUGGCCUACUCUGUAACUUUUUUGCAUCAAAAUCAUUCUAGAACCUUGGGCAAGGAGUUGAAACAUUGUAGUAUAUAGACUGCUCUUUAGUUCAGUAAAAGUGUCUUUGAAAUGAAAGCAAAAAUGGUUUAUUAGCUGCAAUGUACAGACUGAUAUUGUUUAAGAAGACAAGCCAUAGGCUCUGUGAUUGGUUUCACUUGUCAUUAUAUAGAUUCUAAGCUUAAUAAGGAUUCAGAUGGCGGCAUUUAUUACACAUUAUCAGUUGAGAUUUUCAUUGGCUGCGCAGGGUUGCGCAGGUUCGAGCCUUUUUGUAACAUAAAUUUUCAUUGGUUGAAAACACUUUCGGCAUUUUUGUAAAAGGAUGUGUCUUUCCUGCGUAAGAUCACACUCUUACUUUGACUUUACGUGUUUAACCUGUUGUUUUAAUUCAUACUUUUGUGAAUAAAAUAAAAGAAAAAGAAAGGACACUUAUAUCUUCUUGGUUUUUUAGAUACCUUGGAAGAGGGUCAUUGUGAAGGUCGGUGCGAACCGCACAAAACUUGGUGGGUACAGAGGUUCAUCCUGCCCUCUCAAUUAGCGAGCGAACGGAAUGGUAUUGACGACAAAACCAUCAGCCGUCAACGUUGUUCAAACUAGAUCGCACAGCGCCAGUUCGUCAGCAGCCAGUUCCACCACAAACACAGACACAACAUCGCACAGCGCCAGUUCAUCAGCAGCCAUUUCUGGCACAAACACAGCUUCAACAUCAACUAAUACGACAGUUUCAACAGCUGCGAUAACACCAGUACGCAACAUGGGCGCCAGUCUACACAUGGAAUAUUUCAAUGGAGAAAAUGGGGAGGAUAUUGAGAAGUUCCUCAAAAGGUUUGAUCAAUAUUGUACUUGUACAAACAUUAAAGAUGAUCAAGCGGUAGCACAGCUAGCAUGGCACUUAGGUGGCUUUGCCAGACUUUAUGAUGAAAGUCAGUCACCUGCACCAACAACCCUAGACCAGCUUAAAACCUUGCUGACAAACAAAUUUAAAUUGGAAAACCCUGUAAAUCUGGACAUUUUUAAUAUGAAACAAGAAAUUAGUGAAAAUGCCGAACAGUUUCUAACACGUCUGGAAGCAGAAACAUUUAAGACAAAUAUCAAAGAAGACUUGCAAGUGCAAAUCGCAUUGAACGGAUUACACCCAAGUGUAAGUUCGACAAUAUCUACACAUGGGCCGAAAAAUUUAUCAGAUGUAAGAAACUUAGCUAGACGUUUGACUAAUGUUAGUCAUACAGCACCAAUCGCGUCGGUGAUCUCUAAUGUCGCGGACCUGGGAAAUACAAUGAACAUUUUGACAGCUGCGGUAUCCCAGCUAUCGACCAUCAUGACGAAUCCGGAACGCUGCCAGCAACCGAGCCAGGGAAACAGUCCACAGCAUCGCCGCCAGCAAGGAGACUCGAGUGAACAAGCCUGUUCAAGAUGCGGAGGUAGGUGUACUUCAACUAAAUCUUGUAAGGCAUGGGGUAAAACUUGCAGUAAAUGUGGCUAUAAAAAUCAUUUUGCGAAUAAAUGUCGCACUGGUCGCGAUAAACUUCAGGAAAAUCAAAAUGAUUCGAGUUAG
This is a messenger RNA of Mercenaria mercenaria, 1682 nucleotides long. RefSeq lists its product as uncharacterized. The coding region runs from base 678 to 1682 and encodes 334 amino acids. The transcript has a single exon. NCBI's taxonomy places the organism in Eukaryota, Metazoa, Mollusca, Bivalvia, Venerida, Veneridae. The record is from RefSeq and is a predicted model, not a curated record.